CGACCACUUAGUCCUAGCCGACCCUACAUUUUGGAAAGACGACAAAAUCAUGUUGGAACUGGGAGCUGACAUCUACCCAAGAUUGAUGAAACCCGGCUUAUUCAACCCCGAUAACAGCACCGUGAUCGCACAAAACACCGCACUCGGUUGGACUUUAACCGGUGCUUGUGCGAUUUAAAACCCAAACACUGCAAGGCGGCCGGGAUGUUCAUACCAAAUGAACACAUCCCUGCAUUGUCCUCCUAACUCGUCUAAAUACGAAUUAGAGGACAAUGCAAAAAACACCCAACAGCGCCAACAUAACAGCGAAGCACCCAACGAAACAAAAAGACACAAUCAAACCAAUCACCACAGUGAACGGAACGGACAUAGGCGCCAAAAUCAGCAGCAACAACAUCAACAAACUUUACAGCAGCAGCAUCAGCAGUUAGAGCAAACCUACAGCAGCAGUAUUAGCAGCGACAACAACAACAGCAGCAGUAACAGAACAAAAGGUCUCAACGCGGGAGUAAAAAACCAUAUCAGUUUUUAUUUUAUUUGGCACACCGGCAAAUAUAUCGUCGAUCACCCCGACAAGGGAUAUUUAUUUGAUCAAAAUGUAGUCGUAAUCAGCGAAGAUGUACUUCACAUAGCAGAGUGGGCUCGUGUUCUACAAAAUGCAGAAACACGUGUAAAGUUUGAUGACUACAUUCAUGUUGAUGAUGAGUUGGUGAUUACUGGAAGCCUCAAUGAUGAUGAAAUUCUGGGUUUCGAAAACAUCGACGAUGAAAAUUGA
This is a messenger RNA of Bactrocera tryoni, 775 nucleotides long. RefSeq lists its product as uncharacterized. Lineage: Eukaryota; Metazoa; Arthropoda; Insecta; Diptera; Tephritidae. The coding region runs from base 218 to 775 and encodes 185 amino acids. The record is from RefSeq and is a predicted model, not a curated record. The transcript is spliced from 4 exons.